UCAGCUUCUGUCAGUUUUCAGUGAAAAAUAAAAUAACUCACAGGCAAAACCAGUGGUAUAAAUAAUGAUGCAGAGUGUGAGAUUUGCAUUUGGACAUAUCUGUUGGGGUCCCAUAAUCAUGUUGGCAUUACUUUCCAUGUACUGUCCCAUUCUAGAAUCUCAACUUUAAUAAAAAAAGUUUAAGCUGUUCUUGUAGAAAGAUGAUGCUGGGGCUAUGCCUACACCAGUGAUUCUCAGCAAGAUGCCAUGGCAUCCUUGGUGCAGCCAGAUCCUUUGAAGGGUGCUGUGAGAUGUGAAGAGAUGAUCUAGGUAUGAGUAGGUAAGCAGAUAGGCACAGGCUCAGGCCUGCCCCUGCUCCAAUUCCCCUCCACCCACUGCCUGGCCCCUCUGCAAGCAGGUAAGCACUACAAGAUGUAAAAUUGUUUUUGAAAUAGCUGCCACUCAAUUCAUAAAAGUUAUUGAGGAGUGCCUCAAGUCCAAAAUAGUUGAGAACCACUAGCUUAGGACCAUAGCAGCAGAGAGUUCAGUCACACCACUGAAGAAAUAAGACUGGCCCACCCACAAUGUUCCAGUGCAUCAACCUCAUAACUGAGCUCAAAAUCAGGGUUUUUGGUGUAUUCAAUUAGCAGUAUCUUGAAGCACCCCUUCCAGUUCUGACUGCCUUAAAUCUAGGAUUGAUAAAUCCUGCCCAUCUACUCUUGCUGCAUAAUCAUUUCUGCAAAAGCAUGACUGAGUUUUCUGCUACUUUAGCAAAGACAUAACUUAUGCUUUCUAAUAGAAUCUACAUUGAACCUAGAAUAGCAGCUCUGAGAGAUCUGCCAUGCUCUUUUCUCAGGGGUAUGCUAAUUCAGCAAUGCUAUAUUUCAGUAAACGUCUUCUGAACAACUGCACAACCUAGAGGGAUUGGCAUGGUGCUUUUGUAGGAGGGUCUCAAAAGAGCAUCAGCACCCUCCACAGCACCCAUCUGGCCUUUUGUGUGGAACUUAUAUGAUAUAAAUGCCACAAUUACCCUUGUGUGGCAGAGCUGUUAAUGUGUGUGCAUGUAACAAGUUAAGGUCAGGAGUGGUAAAACCAGCCCUGGCAUUGGAGUUCAAAUGAGGGAGGGAAGAAGGAUUUCAUUCAGUGAAAAUUCACUUUACCAAAAGAAAUAAAGCUUCCUGCAAUUAGGAUUUCCUCUCCUUCCAGGAGAGCUUGCUCCUGUUACUUUUCUCUGAGAUUCCAUAUUUCACAGCAGACAAUUGAGGCAAAUACCUUUUAUCCCAAAGGCACCUCCUCUGCUCCGGGGCAUGGUAAAGGGAACUUUAUCUUAUACCUCUACCACUAUUCAAAGACUGCCUUUGCAUAUUUUUUUUUUAUCAAGUCAGUGUUACAGAUAAUCAUGUUCCGAAUUUCAGGAGACCAGCAGAUCACAGGGAUCUGGACAGUAGUUGACUUUCCUCCUUAAAAGCAUUAUGUUGUACAGCAUGAGUGUUUGCAAGAGAAAGUACUGCCUGAGCAGACAUGAAUUUGUGCUGCGCAGCUGAAAGUACUAGCUCUGACUGUGCCCUACAGCCUCUGAAGCUCUGUUCUUUGAUUGCCCUUGAAUGGAUUAAAACUGAACACCUAUUCAAAAUGUUACCACUGGGGCAUAUUAUGAAGCUUUUACUGAAAUUUCCUCAAGUAAAAUUUGCUGUCAAUGGAAAUUUUUCUCCAAGUUACAUUUUCAGGCUACAAUAGUUAAACAGGCAGUACAAUACUUCACAGUACUAAAGCACUGAGGGUCUCAUGUUAAUGAAAUAGCCUCCCAGCACCGACAGACAAAAAUAUAUCCCAACUAAGUGGAAAGCAAUGCGCUGAAGGUCAGAUAAGACUAAGGAAUAAAUUGUAGAUGUCCUGUCACUCAGCCCUGUGCAUCGUUAGUGCAACCAUUAGUCCACACAUCUUCUAUAGAGAAUGCACAUGGAAAAGAGGCAAGACAAAGACAUGUCGAUGAGAGGCACUGCAUUGAAGUCUGUAAGAUAAGGGGUGAAGAUGAGUAAGUUUAGAUAAAGGGGUGAGGACUAGUAAGGUUAUAUAAAGGUAUGUGGGUGGGGAGGACACCCCACUAAAAAUACUCCCAAAGCUUUAGGGUACAUGCUUGUAUCAGAAAUGAAUGUGACUUGUGUUUUCAUUUCACUGAGUAUCCACCAUAGGGCUUUCCUUCAUGUUUAAAUUAUGUGAUGCAACAUAAUGCCAGCAGGUGCUUUCUACACUGAAAAACGAUCGGAGCAGAAAGUGUUUGGACUCCCCGCACAGCCCUCAGCCCUUGAAGUUACCAUGUAGCAUGCAAACCAGCUCAAAGAGGAUUCAGUGCAGUUCUGGCAUUGGGUAAUUUUUUGUGCUUGGCUGUGUGGAAAUAAAUAAAUGGGCACUGAAAAAGAGAGCAACCUCUAUUUUACUGAUGUGUACACAACACUAGGACUUCGACAUUUGUGACAAAAAGGGAAUAAUCAUCAUGCAAAAGAAAGGGAAAUGCGCCUUAGAGGUCAUCAUGGAAAAUGGUCAGUACAAACACAAAACUAAAUAUUUAUUUUAAACAAUGUGUGCAUUACUUGAUAUUUCUCAAAAUUGUAUAUUUGAUAUUUUUCUCAUGUAGGGAACUUCUAGUAACUGGCUUCCAAAAUUCAGAGAAAUAGUAGGGACUUCUAGCUAGUUAAAAUAAUUUAAUACAUAAUUAGAAAGGGCAUUUUCACUCGUCAGUCAGUAGUUAAGUGCUACAAGUAUAAAAUAUUGUAUGUAAAAACCCCACUGACCAAUUCAAUUAUUCAUCAUUCUUUGUCUUGCAGUUGGAAUGGAGAUUGAUGGACAAGUGCAAAGUGACCCAGAAAGCGAAGAAGAUGAGGAGGAAGAGGAGACAAUCCAAAGGCCCUGCUCAAGGGAAGCAAUCAAGUCAAGCAGACAAGAGAAGAAUCAGCAAAAUAAGGCAGUAGAUGAGAGUGAAGAGGAAGAUGAGAUUUUCCGGAGAAAAAGACUCACUAGAAAGAAAAAUCGCCGAGUGAAAAACAGUGGUGAGAAAAGUGAAUCGGAUAAAGCACCAAGUGGGAAGAGAGAGAGACACAGAAAAGCUGCUACCAAAGACCAAAAGGAGGCAGAAAAUAAGGAAAAGCAAACAAACAAGAAAGUGAAGGAUAAGGAUAAGAAAAAGAAAAAAGGCAAUGGAGAGAGCUCCUCUUCACCAUCUGCUUCCAACUCAUCUGAUGAAGAAUCUUUGUCAGAGGAAGAACUAGAAAGGCUCAAGGAGCAGGUAGAGGAAAAGAAAAAGCUGAUAUCCACCAUGAGGAACAAACCUUGGCGUAUGGCAAAGAAGUUAACAGUGCUCAGGGAGGCACAAGCUUUUGUAGAGAAGUUUGAAGGAGCCUUGGGAAAAGGAAAGGGCAAAAAAUUCUACGCAUAUAAGGUGAUGAUGGCAAAGAAAUGGGUGAAAUUUAAAAGAGACUUUGACAAUUUUAAAACUCAGUGUAUACCCUGGGAAAUGAAGAUAAAAGAGGUGGAAAGUCACUUUGGCUCUUCAGUAGCAUCUUACUUCAUAUUUCUGCGAUGGAUGUAUGGGGUAAAUCUGGUCCUUUUUGGUUUAAUAUUUGGACUAGUUAUAAUUCCAGAGGUCUUAAUGGGAAUGCCUUAUGGAAGUAUGCCGAGAAAAACUGUACCUAGAGCUGAACAAGCAACAGCCAUGGAUUUUUCUGUCCUUUGGGAUUUUGAGGGGUAUAUUAAGUACUCUGCUCUUUUUUACGGCUACUACAACAACCAACGGACAAUUGGAUGGUUAAAAUACAGGCUGCCAAUGGCAUAUUUCAUGGUUGGAAUUAGUGUAUUUGGCUAUAGCUUGGUGGUUGUUAUAAGAACGAUGGCCCGCAAUGCCAAUGAAAGCACAGGUGAUGGGGAUGACAAUGAUUUCAUUUUCAGCUGGAAAAUGUUCACUAGUUGGGACUACCUCAUUGGCAACCCAGAGACAGCUGACAACAAGUUUGCAUCUAUCACAACCAGCUUCAAGGAGUCUAUUGUGGAUGAGCAAGAAAGUAACAAGGAUGAGAACAUUCAUUUGAGAAGAUUCCUUCGAGUUCUGGCAAACGUGCUCAUCAUAUGCUGCUUAUGUGGAAGUGGUUACCUCAUUUAUUUUGUGGUGAAACGGUCUCAGACAUUUUCAAAAAUGCAAAACAUUGGGUGGUAUGAGAGAAAUGAGGUUGAAAUUGUGAUGUCUUUGCUAGGAAUGUUUUGUCCUCCACUGUUUGAAACCAUUGCUGCCCUAGAGAAUUACCAUCCUCGCAUUGGACUGAAAUGGCAGCUGGGACGGAUCUUUGCUCUGUUUCUGGGGAACCUCUAUACCUUUUUACUGGCAUUAAUGGAUGAUGUCAAUGAAAAGCUAACUGAAGAAGAUGUAAUAAAGAACAUAACACAUUGGACCCUGCUUAAUUACUACAACUCAUCUGCAGUCAACAAUAGUACAUUUAGUCCACCUCCUAUUGACCCAGCAGAUGUGCCAAGAGGACCUUGCUGGGAAACAACUGUUGGCAUUGAGUUUGUGAGGCUCACUGUGUCUGACAUUCUGGUGACUUAUGUAACCAUCCUUGUGGGAGAUUUCCUCCGUGCUUGUUUUGUUAGAUUUAUGAACUACUGUUGGUGCUGGGAUCUGGAGGCAGGAUUUCCCUCUUAUGCUGAAUUUGAUAUCAGUGGCAAUGUGUUGGGCUUGAUCUUCAAUCAAGGAAUGAUCUGGAUGGGAUCCUUUUAUGCACCAGGGCUUGUUGGUAUAAAUGUGCUGCGUUUAUUAACCUCCAUGUAUUUUCAAUGCUGGGCUGUUAUGAGUAGCAAUGUUCCUCAUGAGCGUGUUUUUAAAGCAUCCAAAUCCAACAAUUUUUAUAUGGGACUCUUACUACUCAUCCUGUUCCUAAGCCUACUGCCUGUGGCCUACACCAUAAUGUCCCUCCCUCCUUCCUUUGACUGUGGACCAUUCAGUGGAAAGAAAAGAAUGUCUGAUGUAAUUCAAGAGACCAUUGAGCUUGAUUUCCCAGCUUUUGUAGCCAAGAUCUUCAGUUACGUGGCAAAUCCAGGACUGAUUAUACCUGCAAUUCUGCUUAUGGUUCUAGCCAUCUACUACCUGAAUGCAGUGGCUGAAGCAUAUCAACAUGCCAAUGCAGAACUGAAGAAGAAAAUGCAAAUGCAACGUGAAGAGGAGAAAAAUAAGAGGAACAACAAAGCUACCACUAACUUGGCAACACAAGAUUUAGAGGACUUUCUCACGCCAAGUGCAAAGAGUGGGAGUCAGUCCCAACCAACAGCAGAUACCAAAUCAGACUCUACUAAUAAAAACAGCCCAGGAGCUAAAGAAGGAAGUAAGGCAAAAAACAGCAAUGCAACUUGCCCUGGAAGAGGAGCAACCAUGGCACCACCCCCUCAUGUGACAAUAACACAACCACCUAGACAAAGUAUAAAAGCAUCUUCCCCUGGCCGGGCAAGCUUUGGGACUUCUCCGCAGGGACUGCGCCCUGGAACAAGGAAGGGGCAGCCAUGCAAUUAACAUCUAAAAUAGGUUAGGGGAUAAUUUUAUCAUUUUUCAUUAAAAAACACAUUGGGUGAGCAAUUAUAGAUUAAUAAAUUAUUGUACAUUUAUCAUUAAGCUUAAAAUAACAGCCUUAUUUAACAAUCAAGAGCACAUUGGACUUGUGAACAUACAAUGGUUACAUUAGCUCAGUUGUUCAUUUGCCAACUGAGGUAGAGGAGACAGUUUGGCUGAAUGCAGACCAAUCACUACUUGUCAAAUGACAAUCAUUACAGCUACUGAUAAGAUUCAUGUACAAUAUAGGACCAAUAAUGGCUGCUGUUUAUCUCCUGGAGUUUGAAGAGUUUGUAAAACUAGGAUGAGUUUGAACUCAACCCUUUCCCCUAGCCUUUAACACUAUACUAUUUCCCCUGGCAGAGAGAGCCAGUUUUCCAACUGAAAUCCUUAUGUCUUUCUCACUGUAGGAAAGCCUGUGCUUGGGAAAGAAGAAUCUUGCUGAAGCUAGGUUGGCUCAAAUGAAAGUCCUGUCUAGCAUUGCUUAUUCAUCAUUAUUUCUCUGUUUAUUCCCAACCUCUCUUCACUUCAGCUGCACCUUUUACUCCUUUUGGUUUUCCCUCUCCCAACUCUUCACUAUGCCAACACCCCAUUCCCUCCUAUUUGUAGUUCUGUUGCUGCUCUUUAUACAGGCUUUUUUUAGCAGUUAGUGGCAGCAAUUCAGCAGUAAGCAAUAAGCAUGCAUGAUCAUUCCUUUCUUGGAAGAAAGUAUGUUUAGACUAGUUCAAGGAGACAGAGACUGGAAGUAUCUUGGUCUGUCUCAAAGAGUCUGAUUAAUUAUUUUGCCUCAUCAGAAAUACAAGUGGGUACUUUGGAGUUAGGUAUACCCUGAUUUACCACGGCUAAGACUUGCAUAAGUGUGGUGGCUGAUGUGAUACAGGACCUUUCUAGAGAAUAAUACUUUUACAUACCUGCCAUAAGUUGCCAGUAUGCUUACAAAAUCCCUGCUGAGCCUGCGAGUCGAACAAAGAGCUCUGAGAAGAUGUUCUUCUCUGUGUGUUGUUGUUUGCUUAACUUUUCUAUGAAAUAAACUGAUGCUUUAGACUGAAACCAGAAUUCAAAGUAGACACUUCCAGAUGUUUUGCUUGACUUAGAUGGGGCAUGCUUUCCCUUCAGCUCUCCAUCCUACUUCAACCUACCAUCAUUUGAAAGGGAUAGAGCUGGUGGCAGGAUGAUUUUACUGUAGGCAUGCACUUAAUUUAUUUGAUAGAUUCCAGACUUUUUGACCUUCAGUACAUGAAAGCCUUCUCCAUUUUCCCAGGUUCUCUCUGGAAUGACUUCAGAAGAGUAGAGAGGAGCAGUUAGAGAUGUUAGUCUAAAGUUAGGCAGAAGGCAAGGCAAGGUGGUUUGUGUUAAGUAUGGUCUCAGAAUGGUCUUAUCCCACUACCUGGAAUAGCUUUUAUAAUCCCUAUAUAUAUAUAUCCAUCAAUUAUUAAUUGUUUUCUUUAUCCCUUUUGAUCUCUUCAACCCACUUAUACCUCUCAGCAAGGUGCCUUCUUACUUCCUCCUUUAUCUAUGCUACAUGUUUUAAUGACUUUAUUCCUUUCCAUUUAGUAACUCUGGUCAUUGCAAGUCCAUUCAUACCAUCUGAUGAAGUAGGCUGCAACCUACAGAAGCUCAUGCCUCUUUCAGUGAGUUACCCUAUGAGAAUACUACUCUGCCUUCUGUUUUAGACUAUAAGAGCAUUGGAUGUGAAGUAGGUUAGGAGAAGGAUUAAUUGUUUUAUUGAUUUGGCUCUAUUUAUUGUAUGUGUGUGCUUUACAAAGAACAUAAAAGUAGCUAGAAUGCUAGAGGUGCUUCAAAUAAAUCAAAAUGAUACAAUCAAAGGAGAAUGAAUUUGGAUUAUUUCCUCCAAAACCUUGGUUCAUCCGUUCCUUUUCAAACAUAGAACACUGAAGCCAUUAUUUUGAUACUCAGAUAAUUACUUUGACACUCACUCUUCAGCAAGGGGAGUGAAUAUCAUAAUGGUUGACAGAUCAUAGCCUCCAAAGAACACACCAUCUUUCCCCAAGAUUA
Messenger RNA from Gavialis gangeticus (Gharial), 7582 nucleotides. RefSeq names its product transmembrane channel-like protein 2. Gene Ontology annotation, molecular function: mechanosensitive monoatomic ion channel activity. The record is from RefSeq and is a predicted model, not a curated record. Lineage: Eukaryota; Metazoa; Chordata; Crocodylia; Gavialidae. The transcript has 20 exons. Gene Ontology annotation, biological process: detection of mechanical stimulus involved in sensory perception of sound; vestibular reflex. Gene Ontology annotation, cellular component: plasma membrane. Bases 2810 to 5530 code for a protein of 906 amino acids.